Molecule: messenger RNA, 6636 nt
Organism: Clarias gariepinus (North African catfish)
Lineage: Eukaryota; Metazoa; Chordata; Actinopteri; Siluriformes; Clariidae
Gene: prdm11
Product: PR domain containing 11
Exons: 8
Coding region: 434-3895 (1153 amino acids)
Molecular function (GO): protein binding
Source: RefSeq, a predicted model, not a curated record
UAUCCAAGAGUUUACUGUACAGCAAUUUUUUUUGGAUAAUAAUAAGAAUAUCUAAAUGCCCUAGCUGUGAUCAGGGCAGGGUGUGGGCUCUAAACACAAACUAAAUGCACAUGAUGGAGGAGAUGAACUUCUCCUGGAACAUGAUAACUUUUCCAGUCCUCUCGCAGGUUAAAACCGCUUCUCGACAUAAACGCAGCUUUCUUCCGUUUUUCCAUGUCAUUUCCUGUAAUAAAAAAAAGAUGGUGGUCAAAGCUGCGAGAAGCAGCUGACUCGUUAGAAAAGAUGUGAGGAGCUGAAAGUUUGGCUCUCUCCUAGGCUAGUUUGAUCAGCCGGAGGUCGGGGUGCGAGUCGCCGCGACUGAUGCCCAGCAGGGAAAGCGAGGAGCUCGGGACGGACCGCGUCUUGUCUUGUGCACAAGCCAUAAGAUGUUUGCAUGAAAACAGGUCAGGGUUUAGCCCUUCAUCCUGCAUUGACCAUGGAGGACUCUGCUGCCUUUCACACUGAGCCAUGUAUGGAAACUGAGCCAGAAUGCAGUACAGGUGCUGUCAUUGAUGGAUCUUCUGAGGAGCCUAAAGAGAAAAAAGUGAACCAUGAGCGUCGUGUGAAUGUGGAACAACGAAACGUUGAUUGCUGGUUCUGUGAAGAAUGUAAGGAGUAUUUCCUUGAGGAAUGUCGAAUUCAUGGUUCGCCUGUCUUUGUGCCUGAUACACCCACUGCGCUCGGAGUGCCUGAUCGUGCAGUUCUCACUGUGCCUUCCGGGAUUCAGAUCGUUGGAGAAGGUCAGGACGUGGAUGUGUGCUGCAUGGAUGAGAAUAUCCCUAAGGGAGCUCUGUUUGGCCCGUACCAAGGCCAGCUUAUAGGAGCCCACGACAAACCGUCAGGAAAAUACUCCUGGAUGAUUGUCUGCGAAGGUAACGCCUACAAAACCAUUGAUGGCUGUGAUGUAACUAUAGCAAACUGGAUGAGGUACAUCCGGAUGUCUUCAGAGGAGGGCGAGAGAAACUUGAGUGCGUUCCAGCAUGGUGAGCAUAUUUACUUCCGUGUGUGUCGCAGAAUGGCGGCCGGGGAGAAGCUUCGUGUUUGGUACAGUGAUGAGUACACAAAGCGUCUACAGAGUAUGACCCAGGACAGCACCAACCGCAAGCCAGACACAGGUCUAAAUUCAGUAGACAUCACCCAACACCAAGAAGAAGCCAAGGGCCCACUCCUACGCUCAAGUUUACAUGGAAGGAGAACCUUUAUAAAACACGGGAGCGACGAGGCAGACAGCCAGCCUCAAGUGAAGAAGAAAAAAAUCGAUCUCAUAUUCAAAGAUGUUGUAGAGGCAUCCCUGGAAGCAAGCCAAUGUCAAGACAAUCCAUUAAACAGCACUCUAUCGUUACCAAGACCAAAGGGCAGCAAUGUCUUUAGCCAAUCCAGUACAUUUUCACCAAAUGUUAUGGAGACAAUCAUGGGCCAGACGGAGAGAAAAGUGCCUCUUGCGCCAUGUGGACUUGUGCCUGUAAAGCAGCUAGAGACUAGUCUUGAAAGAUAUGUCAAAGUAGAGGAUGUACAGGAAGAGCCUACGAUGAUUAGUGAAGGGCCAUCCACAUCUUUUUGCCCAAACUGUGUUAGACUGAAGAGACGUAUACGUGAACUGGAAGCAGAGCUGCUUCAUUUUAAACAGCAAGAGCAGACAGAGACUUUGGGCUUGACGCCAUCUGAAUCCUUGCCGACUGAUGACCUGAGAGUGGUCGAGGCGAUGACACCCAUUACAACUGUUAUGGAAGAGGAUGACCAGGAUGUUGACUCUGCGGAUGAAUCCAUAACUGCGGACAUGAUCGUAGCGGCCGACGACUCCUCAAAACUGUCUGUUAGCCCAGGUCGCCGAAUCCGCCGCUUUAAACAAGAGUGGCUAAAGAAAUUCUGGUUCUUACGUUAUUCCCCGACAUUGAAUGAGAUGUGGUGCCACGUGUGCCGGCAGUAUACUGUACAAUCAUCAAGGACUUCGGCUUUCAUUAUCGGGUCCAAGCAGUUCAAAAUCCACACCAUCAAGCUUCACAGCCAGAGCAAUCUCCACAAAAAGUGUCUGCAGUUAUACAAGUUACGCAUGCAUCCUGAGAAGACAGAAGAGAUGUGUCGGAACAUGAUGACGCUGUUUAAUGCUGCUUACCAUCUUGCUGUUGAAGGACGGCCGUAUUCUGACAUCCGGCCGUUGGCUGAGCUGUUAAAAAAGUGUGAACUAAAAGUAGUUGAUCAGUACAUGAACGAGAGCGACUGCCAGAUUCUUAUUCACCAUAUUUCCCGAGCAUUUAAAGAAGACUUGGUAGAGAAGAUCCGUCUCUCACCUUACCUUGGUGUAAUCAUGGAUGGGCAGAAUGAUGAUUUGCUAGCAGACACCGUUGCAGUUUACGUGCAGUUCAUUUCCACAGAGGGCCCAACGGCUACUGAAUUUGUCUCUUUGCAGAGACUGAGUGGUAGCAGUGUAGAUGGAUACCUUCAAGCUAUUGACUGUGCCUUUGGUGUCCUAGGUCUACGGCUGCAGGACAUGCUUGUGGUUGGUUUAGGAAUUGAUGGUUCCAACAUCUCUUCUAGCCUUCGGACAAACCUCUAUGUAGCCAUACGAAAGAUUUUCCCGUUUAUCUUAUGUCUUCCAGUAAUGAUCCAUCGUCCCCAUCUAGAGAUACUGGAUUCCAUCUGUGGCAAGGAGCUGUCGUGUUUAGAUGACUUGGAGACCAACUUAAAGCAUUUGUUAAGCUUUUAUCGAUACUCCCCUCGUAUGAUGACCGAACUGAGGUCAACAGCACCUACUCUGUCUGAGGAGACAGAGUUCCUUGGGGACAUACGAGCAGUUCGGUGGAUCAUAGGCGAGCCUAAUGUCCUAAAUGCCCUCAUCAAGGACUAUCUAGAAGUGGUGAGCCAUCUUAAAGGCAUCAGCGGUCAGACCCAAAGGGCAGACGCAGCCGCCAUUGCUCUUUCUCUCUUGCAGUUCCUUAUGGAUUACCAGUCUGUGAAGCUUAUCUAUUUCCUUUUGGAUAUCAUUGCUAUCCUGUCACGCCUCGCCUUUAUUUUUCAGGGAGAUUAUCUACUAGUUUCUCAAGUGGAUGCCAAGAUUGUGGAAGCCAUUCAUGAGAUCGGUCAGCUAGUCGACUCGCCAGGAGAGUACCUGCAAGAGUUUGAGGACAAUUUCCGUGAGAGCUUCAACGGAGUAGAGCUCAAGAACCUGCGGGUGGCCGAAUCGAAGUUCCAGUCCAUCCGAGAAAAAAUCUGCCAAAAGACCCAGGGAAUUUUGGCCCAGCGCAUUGAUCAGAACAGCCAUUCUGUCGUGCAGGCUUGCAAGGUGCUUGACCUGUCUUCAUGGCCACACAAUCGGGAGGAUCUCCAAACCUAUGGAGAGGAAGAGAUCGACCUCAUUUUUGACCACCUGGAGACAAUUCCCUUAUCAGGUCGGGAGCUGUUGCACACAGACAGAGUGGAUUUACGAGCAAGCCUGAUAAGAGAAUGGAGGGAUCUCAAAGCCGACUACUUCAGCAUGAAUGGCUUUAAGGAAGUAAUGAGUCAUGUCUGCAAAUAUAAGCAGCGAUUUCCCUUGCUCAAUCAAAUCCUGCAGUUGUUGAAGGUUUUGCCAACAUCGACUGUCUGCUGUGACAAAGGACGGGAGUCUUUACACAAAGUAAGAAGGAAUAACCACUCCAGACUUACUCUGGAACAGAUGAAUGACCUGCUUACGUUGGCUGUCAACGGGCCACCUAUUGCCAGCUUUGAUGGCAAGAGGCCACUAGACAGCUGGUUUGAGGAAAAGUCGGGGAAUAGUUACACACUUUCUGCAGAAGUGUUGAGCAGACUGUCCAACACUGAACAAAAACCUGUGCUGCACUCCAUGGAUGUGAAUUCAGAAUUUUAUCCUGGUAUUUGAACAGAACCUGCAUUUCAGCCAAUAAUAUUCCAAAAAGCCAUCUCAGUGGGCGUGAGCUGACCAAGGGCUGUUAUGUGAUUGGCCAAUAUGAAUGACAUUGGCUCUGCUGCUACAAUGGCCUGGUCAGCAAUCAUUAUUCAUUUAUAAAAAAAAUAGUAUGAAUGCCUUUGCAGGCCUUUGGCACUUACACACUUAAACCUAUUUGGGAAUGUGUAAUUAUUUUAUGUGAUUUGAUGUUCCAAAGAAAAGAAAGCACUUAUUGUUAGGUUGGAUGAAAUGAUUAGCUGAAAUCUAUAAUAAUGGAUAUUCCAUUUUGUGGAUUUUCUUUUUUGUUGUUAUUGUCACUUAUUAACUACAGUGUGUCCAAUAUUUGCUUGAAUAUGCACAGUUACGCCUGAGUUGUUUGUAUACCGGAAAACCUGGUUCUUUCUACUAUAAACUAUAUAGUUUUUCAUCAUAUGAGAAUCAUGUAAGCUUUUAAUUAUCCCAUGUUUAUAUGCUGUUAAUCACGUAUUUAUGUCAAAAAAGAUUUUGCAACCAUUCUUGCUAAUAAGCUUUCUCUAAUAACUGAAAUCGAUUGUUUAAAGGUAAUAGCAUUAUUUUGAAUAAUCAAAGUAUUCAAAGUAAAUCAAAGUAAUUUUCUUGUUGUUUGUUUUUUUGCUUUAGAGAACCAUUAUAAUAAAGAAUUAAGGGACAUAACACAUUAUGAAAUUGUAGCCCUGCAUGACGCAGUUUAUUGCCAAUCAUCAAGCUGUUUGGAAUGCAAUAUGCAAGAUGUUCAUGCCUUAUAAUCAAUUUUAUUCUCAACUUAAUGUUUUUUUCAUGGUAUCUUCUUCUAUUUAAGACUAUAUACUCUCUGUCAGUGAGAUAAUGUCUGGAACAUUUCAACAUCCAAGCAAAUCUUUUACAGACAGUUUUAAUGGUGCAAGAGCAAAGAUUCUGUAAACAUGGUACCGUGCUUGAGUACCUUAAUUCUGUUAUGUGUUGGACUAUAUCAUUUUACAAUAUAUAUACAUACACACUUCUUCUUCUUCUUCUUCUUUUUUUUCUUUUUUUUUGGACUUACCACUAAAUAUUAUUGUUAAUAUGUGCAAUGUAUUAUUACACUUUUCUUGUCAGAUUCAAAGUACUAAAGAGUUUAUGACACUUUAUGCUCUGGUGAGGAACUUUACAAUACCUGAACAUGAUAAUGAAAUUAGAUUUUGUUUAUUAUUAUUAUUACUGAUCGCAGGUGAUUUUAUUGAGCAUUCAUAAUGACAAGAAAAUGAACAGAAUUUGUGAUGCUGCUUUUAAAAAAAGAAAAGUCUUAAUCGUUAUUGCCAAAGUUUCUACUGAAAUACUGAGUAUGCCCUUCAAGUCGUAUUAAUUUUUUGCAAUCAUUUUUAAUUGUGUUUUCUGAUCUAUCGCAUUUUAAAGGGCACAUAAAUGGAGAAUAUGGCCUUAUGCAGUAUAAAGUGUUAAAAUUUGUCUUGUGACAAAUUUGAUACAGUAAUAUUGCAUGUUAUCUGCACAGUUAGAUUUUUGUUUAACAAAGAUUUGUAUGCAAGUAUUGAUGAACUACAGUGGUAUUUUGUAAUAUUGGCAUUUUACAGAUCUAUAAAACCAGGCAUGUUAUAUUACUGAUAGCUUCAGAAAGGUUUUUCACACUUUAUUUUUUCUCUUGCAGUUUGAUUAUUAUUAUUAUUAUUAUUAUUAUUAUUAUUAAUGCAGAUCAGAUACUGUGUGUGAAAAGCUUUACUUCAAAAUAAUUAAAUUUGUUCCAGAAAUAUUCAAUGCAUUUUCUGAUAAACUAUUGUACUUCCAAAAAUGCGUAUUAGCUGCAUACGUUUUUCUUUAUUUAAAUAAUGAGCGCUUAAUGCCAUAGCAUUCCUUGAUUUUAGUUCUGGUUAAGGUCCAGUUUAAUGGUGAAAUGUUUUACUACAGAGUAAUCCUGCAGUAUGAUUAGGUUGUUAUUUGUUGAUGAAUGUACAGACUGUUACCUCAGAUGUGUCAUGAAAUGGAUAAUUUUGGUACCUAGCUGUAUUAUUCUACCAAAUGUAAUGUUGCAGCGUUUUAAUCUUUUUAUUUGUUAAGUGUUUUCUUUUUUCAUGAUGGUCUGGUACAGCCAUCAUCGCACAUGUCUUCCUGGUUUAGAGAAUAAUUGGGAUUUUUGGAUGGGAAUUUACCUUCUCUUUUCUUUUUUUAUAACUUACUUUCUUUUUAUCUUUUAUUUUUGGCACAAAGACACACAUUUGCUUGUAUCUUAAUAGUCAGAAUGUUGAAACUAUUUUAUGUCUCCUGUUCUUUAAAUAUCAUAAAAGAAAUGUAGAAAACCUUUAUAUGAUUUACAUCAUUUAAGGUAUUUAUAGUAUUUUGUAUUGAUACAAUACUUUAUGAUGUUGUAGGUGUUUUGUUUGAAUCAGCAGAAAAGGAACAAAACAUGUCUGAUUGUAGGUUCAUGUUCAAAUCUUUCAGUGUGAAUGAUGCAUUUAAGUAUUUGUUCUUUUCUUUUUUUUUAUGAAUCGUGUCAUUAAAAUAUCAGCACCAACAUUUACACAGCUCUAUACAUCACAGACUUGGGAUUUUGCAUGAAUACAUUGUAACACUGGAAAUCAUACAAAACUAUAAAAGUAUAUGUGAACUUAAGGAGUGAGUUGCAUAUAUAUGUGUGAGAUUGUGUACUAUAUAUGGCCACUCAAAAUGCAAGCUUAAUAAUAUAUUAUUCCACCUAUAACAGUUUAAUAAAGCUGUUUUGUAUUUUA